Peromyscus eremicus (cactus mouse) is the source of this 1347-nucleotide messenger RNA. Its product is annotated as ceramide synthase 4-like. The transcript is spliced from 3 exons. NCBI's taxonomy places the organism in Eukaryota, Metazoa, Chordata, Mammalia, Rodentia, Cricetidae. The record is from RefSeq and is a predicted model, not a curated record. Bases 878 to 1120 code for a protein of 80 amino acids.
AAUCCUGGCUGUCCUUGAACUUGCACUGUAGACCAGGCUGGCCUCGAACUCACAGAGAUCUGCCUGCCUCUGCCUCCUGAGUGCCCAGCUGGCAGGGUAGAUUCUAUGCAGCAGAGAGCUAAAUGCCUGCCUGGAGUGGUGGACUAGUCUGCAUUCUGUUGCUGUGCUAAACAUCAAAUGCAAGUUGGAGAAGAAAGGGUUCAUUCUGGCUCACACUUUCAGGUAACAGGCCAUCACAGAGGGAGGUGAGGACAGGAAGUUGAGGCAGGAAAUGAAGCAGAGGCCAUGGAGGAACACUGCUUACUGGUUUGCUCUCUCUGGCUUGGGCUCAGCCAGAUUUCUUAACACAGCUCUCCCAUCAGUCAGUAAUCAAGACAAUUCCCCAAAGACACGGCCAGAAGCCCAACUGGUCUGGGCAAUGUUAAGAUGCUCUCUUCCCAGCUGACUCUUGGUGGUGUCAGUUUAACAAUAAAAAUUAACCAGGGGGAAUGGUGAGACUUGACCCCCCAAGGGGCUGCAGGAAAAUCUGCCUCUUGUCCUCAUAAAUGCCAUUCCUCUGUGCUGGGGAUGAACCCAGGGCUUUGUUAAUACUAGGCAAGCACCAUAGAGCUAUAUCCCCCAUUCUCCAGCCUCAUUCUUGAUGCCAGGCUUCACCAGUGACCUGUAUAUUCUACAAACAAGGCCAGUGUUCUGGAAGUCUCUCCACCUUCCCCUCCUCUCUUUUCUCUCAGUAUAGUGGAUAUGGCUUUGUGGCAAAGAUCUUGAGCUUCAGGCGAGGAGGGAAUCUAAGUGGGAGCCAUGCAUCUGGGGACAAGGGUAGGAGACCAGCACUAGGCCUGUGUAACCCUUCUCCCUCAUUCCCUCUCCUCAGACCCAGAUGGUCCUCCUGGCUGCCCAGUGUGGUCUCACACUGCAACAGACUCAACGCUGGUUCAGGAGAUGGUGGAACCAGGAUUGGCCUUGCCUGUCCAAGAAAUUCUGUGAAGCCAGGAGCCAUGGUUGUGGACACUGGCAUUGUGCUGGGAAAAUUAUCCAUACCAGAUGGGAAAGGACAUCCAUAGUGAUGUGGAAGAAUAAGACUCUAGUGAUGACAAGGCAGUUUCUGAAGGUCCCCAGCUGAAGAAUGCGAUGACUUGAGGGUCUGGGCCAGCCAUCAUCAAUGGCCCGUGGAGCCAGGCAUCUGGGCACCUGGCCAAUGGGCAUACCCAGGCCACAUAGACAACCUAGGACUGACAUUGUGGGAUUGUCUCCAGCAUUGUGGAUAUCUGGAUGCUGGGCUGGUGACCCUGGGAGACAGGGAGGCCCUCCCCAAGGUACAAAAAGGACUGAUUAUCUGUUUCUAGCACU